Cryptomeria japonica (Japanese cedar) is the source of this 1357-nucleotide messenger RNA. Its product is annotated as chromatin remodeling protein EBS. The coding region runs from base 339 to 1001 and encodes 220 amino acids. NCBI's taxonomy places the organism in Eukaryota, Viridiplantae, Streptophyta, Pinopsida, Cupressales, Cupressaceae. The transcript is spliced from 5 exons. The record is from RefSeq and is a predicted model, not a curated record. Gene Ontology annotation, molecular function: chromatin binding.
UCCAAAGUCAAUUUAGCUUGAUGUAGUUGGUGGGCGUGUCCAAAAUUUCCACGGAUAAAUCCAGCCUGCUAUUACAAGAAAUAAUGGCGACCGAGUAAGGAAGAAUCCAAAAACAAGUGGAAAACAUGGGACGUUAAGGACACAAAUAACAGUCAUUUGGCCAGAAUAAGAGGAAUUUUCAAAUAUUUUUGCCUAACUGAGCGGCAGCGAGGGUAUCGAAAGCAAUCCAAGUGGGAGUAAAAUUAUCAAAUCAACGCAGAGGCUCAAAAUUACAUUUUUCAUCCUCAUUUUACUUUUGAUACAGUUAAAGCAAUGCUAAAAAGAAGGGUUAGGGUUUGAUGGCAAAAUCCAAAUCCGUAAAGAAAUCAUUAAAAUCAUGCACCAUCAAUCCUGCCAACAAGCUCCUUCAACCUGGAGAUUGCGUGCUGAUGCGUGCUCAGGAUCCGGAGAAGCCUCCAUACGUAGCAAGAAUAGAGAAAAUCGAAGGCGAUAGUGAGAGUAGUAAGAAGAAGAAUGUGAAGGUGCAUAUACGUUGGUAUUAUCGGCCGGAGGAAUCCAUCGGGGGUCGGAGGCAGUUUCACGGUGUUAAGGAGCUUUUCCUGUCCGAUCAUUAUGAUGUGCAAAGCGCAGAUACGAUCGAGGGAAAAUGUACUGUACAUACUUUCAAGAAUUACACGAAGCUGGAAUCUGUAGGCUCCGAGGAUUAUUUCUGUCGCUUUGAGUACAAUGCUUCUACGGGAGGCUUCACCCCUGAUAGGGUUGCUGUGUACUGCAAAUGUGAACUGCCCUACAAUCCGGAUGAUCUGAUGGUACAGUGUGAGUCAUGCAAGGAUUGGUUCCAUCCUGCAUGUAUAAACCUGACCACAAAUCGACUCAAAACAAUUGAACAUUUUACAUGCCCGGAUUGCUUAGAGGAAGCUAAGAAGAAACCACGAAAUGGUACAAGAGAUUUCUCUUCUCUUGAUGCAAAGCAGCCUAGGCCGAAACGAAAGAGGAGGUGACAUUUUAUGGGUCAAUUGCUACUUUCUCAAGGACUUACAGGAUUUAUGGAUUUAAUUAGCUUGGAGUGGGAAGACCCUGUUUAUGAAUUAGCUUGAAGAAGUUUCUCGAAAGGUGUAUAUGUCUAUGUGUGCACUAACUUAGAAGAAAAGUAUUACUAUCUAUUUAUUCUGUGAUAACUUGUUUCUGUAUUUUAGCAAAAGACAUAAGUGGCAAAAAUUUGUUGCAGCAAGUUCAAUUGCCAACGGGAUAUGAAGAUAGCUGGCCUGAUAAUGGAUUAGAAAAUGACGUUCUUGGAGCUUUCACAAUUGUAACAUUUCAAAGUUACUUUUACACAAAAGUGCAGUUCUUGUUGUUA